UGACCCCCAUGGAAGACUGUUGACGCUCACAGUGGGAAAGAAGCCAUAAAAUAAAAGAUUGGGUGGCAGAUAUGGCUGAGAGCACAGUGUCUUCACAUGAGUAAGAGUCCCCGGAGCACAUGACACACAGAACACAUUGCAGCUCCCGUUGGAAGUAAACUGUUCAUUUUCCUGGAAAUCAGCAAGACCCCAUCCCUGAGCGGAAACUCAGGCAACACCCACGUGUGGGUUUUCUAGUUUUACAAAUUUUCUACUUUGUAAACCGAAAAAAAAAAAAAAAAGAUUGUUUCUAAAGAGUUGGUUUGAAGAAAGCAAACUCCGAAGUUCUGUAUAAUAAAACCUUAUUCAAAUUUAUGCAAAUAUUUUGAUGAACAAAAUGAGCAAUUUUCAGAGAACAUUAAAAGUAUGUACAGGUGCUGGCACUGUGGCAUAGCGAGUAAAGCCGCCGCCUGCAGUGCCGACAUCCCAUAUGGGUGCCAGAUUGAGUCCUGGCUGCUCCACUUCCGAUCCAGCUCUCUGCUAUGGCCUGGGAAAGCAGUGGAGGAUGGCCCUAGUCCUUGGGCCCCUGCACCCAUGUGGGAGAUCCACAAGAAGCUCCUGGCUCCUGGCUUCGGAUCAGUGCCGCUCCGGCCAUUGAGGCCAACUGGGGAGUGAACCAGCAGAUGGAAGACCUCUCUCUCUCUCUGGCUCUCCUCUCUCUGUGUAACUCUGAUUUUCAAAUAAAUAAAUCUUUAAAAAAAAAAAAAAAGUAUGUACAGCAAAGCUGCGCAGAACUCAGUUCAUUCCUUCUUUGUUGUGACUUGAUCUCAUGGAUUCAGGAUUAAGACCGUGAUUACUUGUUGACUCUUACCGAACUUUGGAAAGAGUGCUAAUCACAGGAGGAUAAGACUGAAGGUUGAGAGGCCAGCGCUGUGGCGUAGUGGGUGAAGCCGCCACCUGCAGUGCCGGCAUCCCAUAUGGGCACCGGUUUGCGUCCUGGCUGCUCGGGAAGGUGGUUGCAGCCAUCUGGAAUUAAAACAGUGGAUGGAAGACCCCCCUCUCUCUCUCUGCCUCUGCCUCUCUGUAACUGCCUUUCAAAAUAAAUAAAUUUUUUUUUAAAAAUGUCUAAAGGUUGAGUCUGGGUGCCAGGCAGUGUUCAAACACUUGAAAUGCAUUUGGACAUCCAGUUCUCAAAAACAACUCCAUGAGGUAGGAACUAUUAUUAUCCCUAUUUUACAGGUUAGGGAACCAUGGCUCAGAAGUGAGGUAACUUGUUCAGACUGCAGGAGCAGCCAGGAUGCCCACAGUCAGAGGGCAGGGAAAGAGAAGAGAUGCUAUGGAUAAGGCAUUUCAUGCUUUUUUUUUUAAGGUUUACUUAUUUAUUUGAAAGUCAGAGUUACACAGAGAAGAUGCAGAGAGAAAGGUCUUCCAUCCACUGGUUCACUCCCCAGAUGGCUGCAAUGGCCGGAGCUGCACCAUUCCAAAGCCAGGGGUCAGGAGCUUCCUGCACCAUGUAGGUGCAGGGGCCCAAGAACUUGGGCCAUCUGCUGCUGCUUUCCCAGGCCAUAACAGAGAGCCGGAUAGCAAGUAGAGCAUCUGGGUAUCGAGCCAGCACCCAUAUGGGAUGCCAGCACUGCAGGCGGUGGCUUUACCCGCUAUGCCACAGUGCCGGCCCAUUUCAUGCUCUUGAUUGCAGCAAUAGCUGUGUCCCCAGGGCCUCGUCCAGGGGGCCUCUGUCCGAAGAAGCUCUCCAGAGCCUAGACUGGAACCUUGCAUUCUCGGGGUUCUCUUGCUUGCCGGGAGCUGACUGGGGUCUGGAAAGCUUGCUGGUUUCUCUGGGUUAACUUUAGCACUGAUUUCUUGAGGUCUCAUAGAUGAUGAGCUCCAGGCGCUGAGGAAGAAGUCAAGCAAGGAUUCAGGGACCUGAAGGUUUCUUACAAGUCGACCAUGACAAGAGAAAGCUGGACCCACAGCGUUCUGAGACAAGAGGGGCUUGUGAAGGGGAAGGAUGACACUUGGAAGUGGGGAACCAGCUUCCAAGGGAGCAGCUCCUCCGUGUGGGAGACCUCCCACCUGCACUUCAGACAGUUGCGAUACCAUGAGACGUCUGGACCCCAGGAGGCGCUGAGCCGGCUCCGGGAGCUCUGUCGCCGGUGGCUGAGGCCAGAAGCCCGCACCAAGGCCCAGAUCCUGGAGCUGCUGGUGCUGGAGCAGUUCCUGAGCAUCCUGCCCGGGGAGCUCCGGACCUGGGUGCAGCUGCAUCGCCCUGGGAGUGGUGAGGAGGCUGUGGCCCUGGUGGAGGAGCUGCAGAGGGACCUCGAUGGACCAGCGCUGAAAGUUCCCGUCCUUGUCCAGGACCAGGAUGCCCUCCAAGACGGGAUGCAUACUGCAGGAGCAGCCCUUCCCGCUGAACCCGCUGGCGGCCGCGUAGCCGCUGGCAUUCGCCCACAUCCUCUUCCCGGCUCAGUGCUGUUCGGCCUCCAGGAUCCUCCACGUGGUGCUCCUGCCCCUGAAGCUUCUGCCCUUUCCCAAGAAGAGAACCCAAGGAAUCAGUUAAUGGCACUUAUGCUGCUAACAGCCCAGCCCCAGGAGCUGGUGAUGUUUGAGGAGGUGUCCGUGUGCUUCACUGCAGAGGAGUGGGCGUGUCUGAGCCCCAUUCAGAGGGCCUUGUACUGGGAUGUGAUGCUGGAGAACUACGGAACUGUGACCUCCCUGGAGUGGGAGAGCAUGGUGGAAGAUGGGGAGGUGACAUCCAAGCCCAGUGUUUCCCAGAGAGCAGACUCUCAGAAAGGCACUUCAAAAAGACUCCAUGCAGAUGCUCCCCAGGCCCUGGAGCCUGAGGCAGCGUGUGAAUGGCAGGCCUUGGCAAGGCAGUGGGAAAACGAAGCGGAGCAAAGGGUAGACACAGUGAAGAAAGUUCCCCUCUGUGCCCGAGACAAGAGGAAAAGGACUCCUUCAGAACAACGCCAAAGGUGGAAGGAAUUUGGAGAAAGCUCGACUUUGGGGUCAGCUGUCCCUGAAAGUUUAGUGGAUACUGAGGGAAAAAAGCUUUAUAAAUGUGAUAUGUGUUGUAAACAUUUCAAUAAAAUCUCCCAUCUUAUAAACCACCGGCGAAUCCACACUGGGGAGAAGCCGCAUAAAUGUAAGGAGUGUGGGAAAGGCUUUAUCCAGCGCUCUAGCCUUCUGAUGCAUUUACGGAACCAUUCUGGGGAGAAACCUUAUAAAUGCAACGAAUGCGGCAAAGCGUUCUCUCAGAGCGCCUACCUUCUGAACCAUCAGAGAAUCCACACGGGGGAGAAACCGUACAAGUGUAAGGAGUGUGGGAAGGGUUUCUAUCGGCACUCCGGCCUUAUUAUACAUCUGCGACGCCAUUCCGGGGAGAGACCUUACAAGUGUAAUGAGUGUGGCAAAGUUUUCUCUCAGAAUGCUUACCUCAUCGACCACCAAAGGCUUCACAAAGGGGAAGAGCCCUAUAAGUGUAACAAGUGUCAGAAGGCUUUCAUUCUGAAGAAGAGCCUCAUUCUGCACCAGAGAAUCCACUCUGGGGAGAAGCCCCAUAAGUGCGACGAAUGUGGGAAAACCUUUGCUCAGACCACUUACCUCGUUGACCAUCAGCGACUGCACAGUGCGGAGAACCCUUACAAAUGCAAGGAAUGUGGGAAGGUCUUCAUCAGGAGUAAAAGCCUCCUCUUACACCAGAGAGUCCACACAGAAAAGAAAACCUUCGGUUGCAAAAAGUGCGGGAAGAUUUUCACUUCGAAGUCCAGCCUCAUCGAGCACAAGAGGAUGCACAGCAGAGAGAAGCCUUACAGGUGCACCGAGUGUGGGAAAGCCUUCACUCAGAGCGCUUACCUCUUUGACCACCAGAGACUCCACAACGGGGAGAAGCCCUACGAGUGUAACGAGUGCGGCAAGGUGUUUAUCCUGAAGAAGAGCCUCAUUUUACAUCAGAGGUUCCACACCGGAGAGAACCUCUAUGAAUGCAAAGACUGUGGCAAGGUUUUUGGUUCUAACAGAAACCUCAUUGACCACGAGAGGCUGCACAAUGGAGAGAAGCCCUAUGAAUGUCGAGAGUGUGGGAAAACCUUUAUCAUGAGCAAAAGUUUCAUGGUCCAUCAGAAGCUGCACACACAGGAGAAGGCCUACAAAUGUGAGGACUGUGGGAAGGCCUUCAGUUACAACUCCAGCCUGCUUGUGCAUCGGAGGAUCCACACCGGCGAGAAGCCCUUUGAGUGCACUGAGUGUGGAAGAGCUUUCAGUUCCAACCGGAACCUUAUCGAGCAUAAGAGAAUCCACAGCGGUGAGAAGCCCUAUGAGUGUAACGAGUGUGGCAAAUGCUUCAUUCUCAAGAAGAGCCUCAUUGGGCAUCAGAGGAUUCACACGAGGGAGAAAUCUUACAAAUGCAGUGACUGUGGCAAAGUCUUCAGCUACCGCUCAAACCUUAUAGCCCAUCAGAGAAUCCACACUGGUGAGAAACCCUACACGUGUAAUGAGUGUGGGAAAGGCUUUACUUAUAACAGAAACCUUAUUGAACAUCAAAGAAUUCAUAGCGGGGAAAAGACCUAUGAAUGUCAUAUAUGUAGAAAAGUCCUUACCUCUAGUAGAAAUCUUACGGUGCAUCAAAGAAUCCACACUGGAGAGAAACCAUAUAAAUGCAAUGAGUGUGGGAAAGACUUUAGUCAGAAUAAAAACCUCGUUGUACAUCAGAGAAUGCACACUGGGGAAAAGCCUUAUGAGUGUGAGAAGUGUAGGAAAUCCUUUACUUCUAAGAGGAAUUUGAUUGGCCACCAGAGAAUCCACACAGGGGAGAAACCCUAUGGGUGUAAUGAUUGCAAUAAAGUUUUUAGACAAAGAAAAAACCUUACUGUACAUCAGAAAAUUCAUACAGAUGGAAAGUCCUGUGAGCGUGAUGAGUCAGAAAAAGAAUUCUGUCCGACUGCAAAUCUACAUCCUCAACAAAAAAUCCACACUGUGGAAGAAUUCUCUUGGCUACAGAAUACCAGUGAGUCUAAGAUAAAGAUUCAGAAAAUUUAGUGUCGUAGGUAAAAUGGAAUAUAGUCCCUGCCUACUGAAGGAACUGUGAGAGGAAUAACUUACAGGGAAAAACACUCAUGACCCUUUUUUAUGUGCAAGUGAGUUGCAUGUAGAAGAAAGUUAAUCUAGACUUUCAGGUCUACAGAAACAAUACAAUUUCUGGUUAAAGGCUACUCCGUUCCUGACCAUCUGUUAUGAACUUAGAAAGAGACCUUGGAGCAACUAAGGACUCCAAAAAAACUGACCUGUGUCUUACAAGAUGUCUUGAUGUCAUUACUAACAAAUGGAUGUUGUUUCUGAAAUAUGUGUAGUGUAUGUUUUAAAUAUAUCAUCACUGCUACAGAAAGUCUGUUUAGACAAUAUGAUCCAGACAUGUCCAGUGGAGUUCAGUGGUCAAGAGCCUAUUUUUGGAGGACAGCCCCAAAUCACUGGUUUCAGAGUCAGGAGACCUAGGUUUGGUUCUGGCUCUGUCCCCAGCUAGCUGUGUAACAUUACUAACUAGCCUCGAAGACUCGGUUUGAGUCAGUCACAUGAUGACAUAUGCCUACCUCACAGGGUUGUUGUGAGGGCUAAGUGGAAGAAUCUGUGUGAAAGUGUUUUAUGAAAUAGCCAGUUGUCAAUAAAGUUGGAUAAGAGGUAUUGUCAAAAGCUAAAACAUGGCAUAACGUUAGUUUAUGCACUGAGUCAGUAUUAGAAUGAGGGGGAUUCCAUGAAACUCAAAGUUGUUCAUUUUGUAAGAGAAAGUAUGGUGGAUAAGUAAAUUUGUAAUUUAAUAAUUUGAGACAGGUUUUAAAAUACAGCUUUAAAAUGUCUAAAGGUGUUAGUAGAUUAUAUACCUAGUUUGUUUUUAAGGACAAAUUUGAUUAGCCUACGUUCUUGAGUUCAUAAUUUUACAUUGUAAUUCCCAGAACUCCAGUUCUGGAAUACACAAAUAACAGAAUGAUGUUUUUCAAAGUGGAGUGUUGAGAGCUUGGUACCUGAUGAGAAUAAAAAGUAUCCAGGAGAGAAGACCAAGGGACCAAGCCUUAAAACCUGGGAAUGUGUCAGGUUCUGCCACUUGUUUUGAACAAAUUCCCUCACUUCUUGGAACCUUGAAUUCCUCUGCUAAACAGGAGGAAGAAUAUCUACCUCACAGAGUUGGUAAUAGGAUGUGAAUAUGGGGCUGGUGUUCUAGCACAGCAGGUUAAGCAGCCACCUGUGACACUGACAUCCUGUGUUAGAGCAUUGGUUUGAGUCCCAGCUGCUCUGUUCUGCUUCUAAUCCAGCUCCCUGCUCAUGUGCCUGGGAAGACAGUGGAAGAUAGUCCAAGUACUCGGGCCUCUUCCCUGCCGUGUGGAAGAUCUGAAUGGUGCCUUGGCUCCUGACUUUUCACCUGGGCCAGGCGUGACAGUUGAGGCCAUUUGGAAGAUCUCUGUUUCUCUCUCUCUCUCUCUCUCCCUCUCUCUCUCUGCCUUUCAAAUAAAUAAGCAAAUGAAUGAAUAAAUCCUUUUUAAAGAGAGGUAAUGACUAUAAAAAUGCUUCAUAUCCAUGCUGCAGAAGAAUCAUGCGAUAGCUUAUAAUAAUUACAAAGCAACAGGCCGGCGCCGCGGCUCACUAGGCUAAUCCUCCGCCUUGCGGCGCUGGCACACUGGGUUCUAGUCCCAGUCGGGGCGCCGGAUUCUGUCCCGGCUGCCCCUCUUCCAGGCCAGCUCUCUGCUGUGGCCCGGGAGUGCAGUGGAGGAUGGCCCAAGUGCUUGGGCCCUGCACCCCAUGAGAGACCAGGAUAAGUACCUGGCUCCUGCCAUCGGAUCAGCGCGGCGUGCCGGCUGCGGCGGCCAUUGGAGGGUAAGGAAGACCUUUCUCUCUGUAUCUCUCUCUCACUGUCCACUCUGCCUGUCAAAAAAAAAAAAAAAAAGCAACAUACAUACUUUAACAAUGGAGAAAGCUGGUGUUGCCCAUGACAGAAUGUUGCAUUGCUAAAACAGCCACAGAAUAUGUCUCAUUGUGUGAUGUAAUAAGCCAAAAAAUGUUUAAGUUAUAUUUAAUCAACUUUAGACCUAGACCUACUUGCCAGUUUACAGGAAAUACUGGAGGCAGAGGAACAAGAUGAAAGAUUCCGUGAGAAACAGACAAAUCCAGGUCAUGGUAUAAAGAAACCCUCCCUGGAUUCUUCAGACAGUCAUGGUAAGAAAGAAGGAUGUGUCCUUUGUUGAGGCUGGACAAGUGAGUGGGGAGUUCACUGUACUGUUGGCUACUUUUAUGUGUGUAUGAAAUUUUCCAUAAUAAAAGGUAUAAAAACUGGAUGAGGGGGUUGAUCUUAUGAGUUACAAAAGAAUCAUAGGAUACUAAGCACCAGAAAUAGACAAACGAAUGCCCCCAUUAAUUUCCAGUUGGUGCAAAAGCAAUGCUGUAUUGCCUUUUCAACAAAUGCUGCUGGAGCAAAUGUAUAUCCAUAGAGAAAAACGAAAACAAUGACAUGACCUAGGGUUAAGCAGAGAACUCUUAGGUGACAUCAAAAGCGUACUCCAUAGAAGAAAAAAUAAAUGGAGCACCAUCAAAAUUAAGAUAGUUUGCUCUACAAAAGAUCCUCCUAGGGGCCAGUGCCACGGCACCAGCAUCCCAUGUGGGCACCAGUUCUAGUCCCAGCUGCUCCUCUUCCAACCCAGCUCUCUGCGAUGGCCCAGGUGCUUGGGCCCCUGCACCCGUGUGGGAGAUGGGGAGGAAGCUCCUGGCUCCUGGCUUUGGAUCGGCACAGCUCCGGGUGUUGCGGCCAUUUGGGGAGUGAACCAACAGAAGGAAGAGCUUUCUCUCUGUCUCUUCCUCUUACUGUCUAUAACUCUACCUCUCAAGUAAAUAAAAUCUUAAAAAAAAAAAAA
This is a messenger RNA of Oryctolagus cuniculus (rabbit), 7868 nucleotides long. RefSeq names its product zinc finger protein 197 (gene ZNF197). Lineage: Eukaryota; Metazoa; Chordata; Mammalia; Lagomorpha; Leporidae. The record is from RefSeq and is a predicted model, not a curated record. Gene Ontology annotation, biological process: regulation of DNA-templated transcription. Gene Ontology annotation, molecular function: DNA-binding transcription factor activity, RNA polymerase II-specific; RNA polymerase II cis-regulatory region sequence-specific DNA binding.